This is a messenger RNA of Diprion similis, 2102 nucleotides long. Its product is annotated as cytokine receptor-like factor 3. Bases 514 to 2088 code for a protein of 524 amino acids. Lineage: Eukaryota; Metazoa; Arthropoda; Insecta; Hymenoptera; Diprionidae. The transcript has 6 exons. The record is from RefSeq and is a predicted model, not a curated record.
CGCCUGAAUUGCCGCAACCCUUUCAACACCAUUGAGUUUCUCUGGUUAAUCACAGAUGACAGCUCUGCCCAAAGUAACCGCUAAAUAUAGCAAUGUCGCAUUAUUUUUCGGUGUCAUUUAAUUUGUUUACAACUCUAAAUUUUGAUGUAGUUAAUACAGCAUGACUUCAAAAUCGGGUCACUUUUAUAUCUCAUGUAAAGAGUAAUCAUUGCAUCGAUAAUCAUCGCUUGACCAUCGGAGAACCGUCUGAAGAAUCAGUUGAACGUCAGUUAAUUUUACACAAACAAAUAACACGUAGAAAACUGUGUAUAUUCCAAAAUACUUUCACCCGCUGCAUGACGUUUUUUUAUUCCUGUAUCCUCAGCCACACCCGAUGAACUUUUAAUUUUUAUUUUGUCAUCCAUCCUUACCAGCAUUUUAAUUUCGUACGAGAUUUCAGAGUUCUUUCCGGGUUGUACUUGACGAACUGAACAAAUACCAACUGACGUUAAUUGGGAAAACGAAACUGUGGAGAUGGAGGGACAAGCGUUUAAACCACCGAUGGACUUGGCACAACAUUUCAACAAAGGAAAAGAUGUUGAGAGUGAAAGUUUACCAUGUAUAAAAAAUACAGUGUCCAAACCGAGGCUCCAAGUUAGUUUCACUGAAACAAAGGAGGCUGGAGACAAUAAUACGAAAAAACAUGAGCUGACAACGAGACUAGAAAAUGCAAUGAGCAGAUUACAACAGUGCGAACAGCAUAUUGAUGCAAACUGGAAUCUUGACUACUCUGUGCUUGAUAUUGAGGAGGGCAUUAGCGACAAGGAAUCCCAGCUCCCAGAACAAGUAGAAGAACACAUUAAGGAUAUCAUCAAAUCUGCUGAAGAGUAUUUAGCCAAAUUAGAUGAACAGUUGAAUGAUCUCAGAAAUGCAGACGAUCAGAUAAUAAACAGCAGUGAACGAACAUUAAAGAACAUUGAUGAAACGUAUCAGCUUAUAAUGGAUAACUUGUGUAAGAAGAUCAAGGAGAGACGAGAUUUAGUCAAAUUGGAAACAGAGGUGCUUAAAUGCGAAGGUCUUACUCCCUUGAGAGCCUGCAAACAAGAAGUAGACGCUCAAAUUCGCAGCACUCAACAUCUCGUUGUGCUAACAGAUACUAUGCUCAAACAUCCUGUUACCUUCAACAGAGACAGACUUGGAAAGAUCAUCACUGCCACGAGCCAUAUGGGGAGGAUACCAGCAGUUCCAAUGCUAGAGGAGCUACCAUAUGUGACUUUCAGUCCACCCAGUGAGGAAGCAAAGAAAGAAAUUAUAGAUCGGAUAUCGUGCUUGGGCUGUGUGCUGCGAAUGGGUCCUGCGCAGUUUACAGAAGUACUUGAACGGCCAGCAGGUCUACGGAUAAAGUGGCACGUUGGAGAUCCCGAGUAUGCUUCGGAGGAGCAAACAUUCAUAGUGCAAAAAGCACUGGGAGAAAUUACCGAGCCGACUUCACCUGCUUUUGAAACUGUCUACAUUGGCUCUGACACAUCAUGUUUCAUCAGAGAAAUACCCGUAGAUCAACCGAUAACUCUAAGGGUGGGAAUUCAAAUCCCUGACACUGCUUGGAGUAUUCAUCGAAUCACCCGAACAUCAAUACCAGCCUACUCUUGGGACAUGAACAAUGCGGACUACCUUAUUACGAACAGUGGCCGAAUUGCAACCAAGAUUACACAGAAUCUUAGCACUCUGUUAUCUCGGAGUGCGCAGUUCGGCACUGACCACAUCAUAGAGUUCAAAUUCUUAGAGACCGCAUCAGGGAGCAAUGACGAAGGGAUUGGACUAGUACUAGAACCUGAUGGUGUGAACGAAAGCUUGAAGAGGAGCAGAGCACUUUUGGUAACACCAAAUGGUAACAUAUUCAUAGACGGAGAAGAGAAGCUGAUGCGAUUACCUAAAAUGCAAUUGGGCACGAGGAUAAUAUUCACAAGCGAGAAAAAGGACGAGGAUACACUCAGGAUGACCAUAGAAUGCGCCAAUAAAGCAGUUACUUACGAUUGGACUGUGCAGACACCACUGCACUUUGCAGCCAGAUUUUUAGAACAUAACAAAUGGAACUUUAUGAUCAAGUAAAAGUAGAUAAAUUG